This is a messenger RNA of Candoia aspera, 1970 nucleotides long. RefSeq names its product secernin 3 (gene SCRN3). The transcript has 8 exons. Gene Ontology annotation, biological process: proteolysis. Gene Ontology annotation, molecular function: cysteine-type exopeptidase activity; dipeptidase activity. Bases 327 to 1592 code for a protein of 421 amino acids. Lineage: Eukaryota; Metazoa; Chordata; Lepidosauria; Squamata; Candoiidae. The record is from RefSeq and is a predicted model, not a curated record.
GCGAGGCGAGGCGGUGACGGCAGACCGAGUUGCAGUCCAGCUCGGAGCUGACGUAGGGCUUUGCCGGGGCUGCCUGCGCGGUGCGGCGCAGAAGGAGCAGGAGAGUGGCUCUGGGUGAAGUUCUGCGGUGCUUUCGCCCUGCUGAACGAGCCACCCGGGCCUGGUUCGCACACGUACAGCCAUACACCGGGCUCGGCGAGCCACAUUGGCUUCAGGUUAAAGGCGAACCGAAGCCCAGGUAGCAUGAGCAGUCGUGUUGUGGCGCCUUAACCCUGUUAUGGGUUAAUAUAUUUUUACUCUGUGCAAGCAGCCUAGAAGCUAGGGAGAUGGCUAAUAGUAUUGCUGAACCCUUUUCCUGUGAUACUUUUGUGGCUCUGCCUCCAGCCACGCUAGGUAGCCAAAUCAUCUUUGGAAAAAAUUCUGAUAGGCCUUCUGAUGAAGUCCAGGAGAUUGUGUUUUUUCCUGCUGCUAUUCAUGACCCAGGACAAAAAGUAGAGUGUACUUACAUAGAAAUCGAACAAGCACCAGAAACAUACGCAGUUGUCCUGAGUCGUCCAUCCUGGCUGUGGGGUGCUGAAAUGGGAGCCAAUGAACGUGGGGUUUGCAUUGGGAAUGAAGCAGUAUGGGGAAAAGAAGAAGUCUGCAGUGAUGAAGCGCUCCUUGGCAUGGACCUUGUCAGGCUUGGACUUGAAAGAGCGGAUACUGCAGAAAAAGCUAUCAGUAUUAUUGUUGAAUUGGUGGACAAGUACAAUCAAGGUGGAAACUGUAUGGAGAGUCAAAUGACAUUUACGUACCAUAACAGCUUUUUGAUAGCGGACAGAAAAGAAGCUUGGAUUCUGGAAACAUCUGGAAAGUACUGGGCUGCAGAGAAAGUAGAACAAGGAACACGGAAUAUUUCCAACCAGUUAUCAAUAACAACUAAAAUUGACCAUGAACAUCCAGAGCUAAGGAAUUAUGCCCUAAGCAAAGGCUGGUGGGAUGGUAAAGAAGAAUUUGAUUUUGCUGCCACAUAUUCAUAUGUAAAUACUGCCAGGAUGACAACUACAAGUGGCAGAUUCUGUGAAGGCAAUAAAUUAUUGAAGAAACAUACAGGUAAUAUAACAGCUGAGACAAUGAUGACAAUUCUUCGAGAUAAAGAGAGUGGUCUCAACAUGGAAGGUGCUUUCAUGACCACAGGAAGCAUGGUUUCUAUACUUCCCCAAGAUCCUAAUCUCCCUUGCGUUCAUUUCUUCACUGGAACUCCAGACCCUGAAAGGUCUGUUUUUAAACCUUUCAUUUUUGUGCAAAAUAUCACCCAGCUUCUAAAAACCAGCUCUCCAGUGUUUGGCCCUGAGGAUCCAGUCAAGAAGCAGCCACGAUUUCAUACGAAGCUGGACAGAAGACAUGAGCUCUAUCGAAAACAUGAACGGGCAGUUGUCAUGAUGGAGUCCUCAAAGGAAAAGGCAGAACUGAUCAUGGAGCGGAUCCAAAAAUUGGAGAAAACGAAGAUUGAUGAGAUAGACCGAAUUCUCCAGAGUGGUUACCUGGAUGUUGAUCAAGCAGUUAAUCUCUUUUCAAAUUGUGUAGAAGAAGAAAUACAUAUAUAUGUGUGAGGAAGUAUCUGUUUCCUUUUCUUAACCCAAGUGUUUAUUUUCCAAAGCCGUUUUAUGCAUUGUACAAUGCUACUUCUGGCCAAAUAGCAUUUAUUAUGUGUAAGUUGGCUGGAAGAUAAACUACUGGCAUUAGCCUUAGUAGAAUAUAAUUGCUAAUUUAUCCACAAAGUUUAAAACAUCUACAAAGUUACUGAUUUUUGUUUACUUUGCAUGCAUUUUCAGUCUGUUUUUGUGUGGUAUUUCAUAUACAUAUAGCCAAGUAUCAUACAGUACAUGUUUAAUAAGCAGAGUUAAUAACAAUAAUUUGUUAAAAUUUAUAUUCUGCCCAACUCCCAGUGACUUCAACAUUUAAAACUCUAGCUGGACAGGAAGCAAAAU